AUGUUUCGUGGACUGGGACUUUCCCCCAGCUCAGAUGCCGAAGAAAAGAAAGUGUGGAAACUUGACGAUGAGAGUAUGAGCAUUCAGAUGCCCGAACAUUUUGAGCGAUACAUGAGCGAUAUCGCCCUCAUAUUCUCCACCGAAGACAACAAGCUGGGCGCUAUUCGACCCAGAACAGACUGGAUUCUGGUGGCGACGACGGCUAUCGUGAGGAAGAAGAAGGGCCAACUUUACCCUGAUGCAUCCCCGCCCAGUCAUCAGGUUUACAAAGCCCCAUACUACCAUUUCAACACCACCAUCCCUGCUGGAUCUGAGCUGGCGAUGGAGUACUCGGUCGACUACAUCCUGUGGUAUGGGGCGCGUGGAGAUUGGGACACAAACCUGGUGGUCGUUCGGAGCAGCAGUCUACUGGAUGGCGAAUGCUGGGCCGCCCUUCCGAGCAUGUCAGUCGUUUAUGCUGGCCGCAAAGCGAAGAAAUAUAAGGGUGGUGUCUAUGGGAUCUGUACCGACAGCUACACUUGGACGUUCUUGCACCUCAGCGACAAAGGCCGCGUGUCCAAACGCUGUCUGUCAUGGGGUGAUAACAAACAGGAGGUCAUCGGGCAACUGUACAAGAUUAUCGGACAGGCCUUUGGCCUCCACAGGGAGCGAGAGAAUGACCCCGCGGCUCAGCAGCGGAUGAGGCAUGAAUCCUUGCACGGCUGGGGUGGGGAUGAGAGCUCUGACGAUGAUUGUCGUGAUGAUAGUGAUGAAGACGCUUGGCCUUGGUGA
Molecule: messenger RNA, 771 nt
Organism: Aspergillus terreus NIH2624
Lineage: Eukaryota; Fungi; Ascomycota; Eurotiomycetes; Eurotiales; Aspergillaceae
Exons: 3
Coding region: 1-771 (256 amino acids)
Source: RefSeq, a predicted model, not a curated record